GGCGGGGGGGCUCGGGGAGAGCGCGUCACUCAGGUUUUCCUGGCUGCCAGUCUCCCAGCGUCCCCAGCUUUCCAGGUAGGGACGCCCCCUCCCACGCAGCGCGGUUCGGUCGGGUGGGAAGGAGGGGCUGGCCUCCGAGCGCCCGCCCCUCCAUCUAUCACAUGGCCGGAGAGCCACAAAAACAACAGCUUUGGCCAAGACCGUGACUUCAGGAAAGGAAACCCGGGGCUCUCGCAGCCGGCCCCCACCCCAUGGAGGAGAGUUUUCUUGAAUCCUUUGGGAGGCUGAGCCUCCAGCAGCAGCAGCAGCAGCAACCUCGGCCGCCGGCCCCGCCGCCCCCGCGUGGGACACCUCCGCGCCGCCACAGCUUUAGGAAACAUCUCUACCUCCUGCGAGGCCUCCCGGGCUCGGGGAAAACUACACUGGCCAGGGAGGAAGAAUAUACAGUGCGAUAUGUGUUUAUAAUUACUUGGUGGAAAGGCUGCCCAGCUAUACAGGAGAUUCUCCACCAUCGUAGUCCUGGAGCCAUUGGGAAAGUAGAAGAACACGCUGCUGAAUUGGACCAAGAUAAUAUUGCAGGAUCUCUAUGGCAUCAUGUGUAUGACUUGGGGAGAAGGCUAUCUGGUUUUAUCAAGUCUCCUAGGUACUUGAGAAUAAUUACUGAACGAAACAAAGAUCGUGCCCUCAUGGACCUUGUAUGCCACAGACAAUUGCAACACGACUUUCCCAGGGCUCUGAUUUUCAGCACGGAUGAUUUUUUCUUCAGGGAAGACGGUGCCUAUGAGUUCAAUCCUGACUUCCUGGAGGAAGCACAUGAAUGGAACCAGAAAAGAGCCAGAAAAGCAAUGAGGAAUGGCAUAUCCCCCAUUAUUAUUGAUAAUACCAACCUCCACGCCUGGGAAAUGAAGCCCUAUGCAGUCAUGGCACUUGAAAAUAACUAUGAAGUUAUAUUCCGAGAACCUGACACUCGCUGGAAAUUCAACGUUCAAGAGUUAGCAAGAAGGAACAUUCAUGGAGUCCCAAGAGAAAAAAUACACCGGAUGAAGGAACGGUAUGAACACGAUGUUACCUUUCACAGUGUGCUUCAUGCGGAAAAGCCAAGCAGAAUGAACAGAAACCAGGACAGGAAUAACCCAUCACCUUCCGACGGCGCAGGAUACUGGAAUCCCUGCGCGGAGUUUCCCACCCGGAGGGCUCAUGGGGGCUUCACAAACGAGAGCUCCUUUAACAGAAGAGGCGGCUGUCACCAUGGAUAUUAGAGGCCUAUCGUACAGGCAUUCACAAUUUUCCUAAAUCAGUUUUUACCGCAACUUUUGGUAUUUAUUCUUUGUUCAGUUUUAGCCAGAGCUCUAAUUCCCGUGUAAAUAGUCGGACCUGAAAGUUUUUCAGAAGUCAUUAUAUUCAUUUUCAACAAGCACUUGUUAAAAGUGAUCCUCUAUGCAUGGUCUGAUGCUGGAAUUCGGAUUUGAUUAAACAAAGUCACUUUCUCUAGGGAACCAAUUGGAAACGGAACCCUGAAAACGUACCCAGUCACAUAAGUUCAAUAUACAGAAGCUUCAGUACCACUUCCUCUGAAGUAAUCUAUUUUUCCAGAAAACCCAUCUCCAUCAGGAAGGUUGGAAAGGUGGGGGAGAAGUGGGAGACAGGAAAAUGUUAGUGCCAUUGCUACUUUGAUAAGCCGUGUAUCCAAAAAAUGUGAGAUGUGUGGCUGUCACGAUGAGAGUGGUUUUCCUCUAAAAUGCAUAUGCUAGAGAGCAUACAUCUAAGGGAAUAUCGUCCUUCAAAGUAGACUCUUUGGGAAAUUAUCCCUUUAUUCUCGUGAUGUGUCAUUGUUAAAAAGUUUUUUGGAUCCUUCUUGAUAGCUCUAAAAGCUACUGAGGAAAACCAGUGUCAUUAUUUAAAGUCAUAUCUUGUGUUUUAACUACCACUGUAUCGAAUAGGAUUAAACCUGAUGAACUUUAUGGCUGUUGUGCCAAUAGUGGAAAUUAAAGAAGCCUGACUUUAUAAAACACCAGUUUUUAAGAGGAAAAAAUUAAGCAGUUUUUAGACAUGGGCAUAAUCAGUUGGCUGCCCAAAUGUUUGGGAACACAAGAAUUAAGCAUCCCAAGAUAUAAAUCAUAUAGGGAUACGUAAAAGUCGUGCUCAUUGCAAGAUGAGCAGUCUUGGCGAUUUAUGUGGCAUUAAGACAAUAAAGUUCUACCACAACUCUGGGAUGUCCCUCUUAAACCAAUACUGAAUUUAUGAUUCCAAAUCAAGUCUCCACAGGUUAGAAUCAGAUUAAUUUGGUGUGAGACCAUGAUAGAUAAGAUCACGUAGGAUGUAUGCUUUAUUUCUUGUUGGCCAACAGCUUCUUUAUAAUGUUCUGUGAAAUAUUAUUUUAAGUGUCCUAUAUAAUGGUGCUUUUAUGGUUAUUAAAAAUUAUCUAUGGUAUUGCUUUAUAUGAAUUUGUCAUUGAAUCUAGACUGCUUUAAUGAUAUAAAAAAAUUAAUUGCCUAAAUUCCAUAGAAUUCUACCCUAUUAAGAACCAGUUUUUCUAUAUCAUAAACUUAUUUACCAGUCUUCUUUAGUAAAUAGGAGACAUAAAGACAAAAGCAACCUUGCAUUUUACAUGCUUAUAUAAAUUAUUUGAUCUGCAUACAUUGGAAAGACUAUUACUUUAGCAUUUUAAUACCUGACACUAUUGACAUCUUAUGGCUUUUUAUUCACCUUGUCUGAGUAACCACUCUGAUAUGGCCCCAGGUUUAGAUCCAGAGCUUUUAAAGAGCUCAGGAGAGUAAUUUCCCUAUUUGUCUCUUUUUUCCCCUGGAUGACUCCUGAAAUACUUGGUUUGGAAGCAUAAACAUAAUUGAUUAAAUGCUGCCAACUUUGUCCCAGCUAGAAGUGAUUUAUUUUUUCUCUCAGUUCCCAAGUUUCCUGAUUUAUGUAAUUUUUUGAACACUCAACUUUAACCUGUAGUUUUGUAUUAUUAACGUUUGUAUCGUUCACAGAGCCGGCAUAGUGCUUUACGUACAAGAUAGGGUCUCGUUAAGUAAUUGUUGAGUAACACAAACUGCUUUUACCAUUAUCCCUAAUCCUAUGGUGUACAUUCUUGACUUUGUAAUCAUUGUCACUUCUUAGGGGAUAAUAUCCGCAUAUACUUAAGCUUCAUAUUUUGCUUAUAUAGCUUCCUAUAUUUUUUACAAUGUGUAAAAAAGGAGUGUGUGCAUGAGAUCUCUCUAUAAUGUGUGGUCUAAAUGGUAAGGAAGAAUAGAGGACGUAGUAGCAGUUCAGGUUAGAUUCUUCUAAUUCUUUUUUGUUCACCUGAGACUCCAGUUUUAUUCCCUGUUCUAGAGUGGAUCACUUGGAAAAUGAUUAGGAUGGGAAGACCAAAUUGUUUUACGAACAAAAUUUAAAUCAUGUAUUAACAAGACUGGCAGAACACUUGAGUUAAAAAGAACUGCAGAAUGGAUUAUUGUUAUGUUAAUUUUUAGAGGAGCGGAAAAUCAUGGAUCACAGUUAUGAAAGAAAAAAUUGCUUUUUAAAAGAUUUAUUCUUGGCUUUGAAA
This is a messenger RNA of Lynx canadensis (Canada lynx), 3544 nucleotides long. RefSeq names its product NEDD4 binding protein 2 like 1 (gene N4BP2L1). Lineage: Eukaryota; Metazoa; Chordata; Mammalia; Carnivora; Felidae. The record is from RefSeq and is a predicted model, not a curated record.